CAUUCGUUGUUCUCUAUCUGCCAUAGGUUAAUCGUGUAUAGUUCUGGUGUAAAAGAAAAACACAUACAGUUGUGAACCAAAACCAAAACCAAAAGGGUUCCAGAGAGUGGCGCCGGAAACUUAUUUGGCCGCAUAAAAUCGUUGACUAUUUCUCACUCACUCUCGUGUUUCGUUUUCUCCGAUUCCGCAGCGACGCAUAGAUGCCAGAAGCACGAGAGCUUCCAGGGUUUUAUUAUGACCCUGAGAAGAACAGGUAUUUCCCCAUCAAAGGCCCUAUUCCUGGUUCUUCUUCUAAGCCCAAGACACCCCAAGCCCCUUCCAAACAGGUGCAGGAAAGUGGUGGGAGUUGUUGUAGGAAGCUUAGAAACAGAACUUCUAAGCUGCUUCAGGCUAGGGAGUUGGAUGGUCACCGUGUCAUUGCCUCUCACAAUUGCAAGCGUAAUAUUGCUGAGGAAUUCCGGAAAAUACACGCAGCUAAACCUGUUGUCUGGAAAUUUCGGGGAGCUGAUAAGAUAGGUAUCAGCGCUAUGGAACACUUGCGUGUUGAUGUGCAGACGCGGCAUGGGCAAUCUGAAACUGAUGUUUUGUUGACGGGCAACAUAAAUGGAUCACUGAGUUUUUCUGAAGUUGGAAAGGUUGGACAAUAUUUUGAUGGUGGGGCACAAUGGAUGGCAGAUUGUGUGAAGAAUUAUGAUAAGGGGAAAACAGUCGAGCAGGAUGAGUUGCUUGGGCCAGUUUUCAGACCUAAUCGAGCUGCAUUACUUAUGCCCUCCAGGAUAUCUUGUAUAAGAUUGGGUCCGAAUUGCUCUUCUCAUGCUGUGAAUGGCAGUCCUAUUGUUGGACAUGCAUUAUUUACUACUUUGGGAUCAGAGACAUCAGGUGGAUCAGUUUAUACAAUUGGUUUUGUUGAACCAUUAGACCUUGGAGCAGGUAUACUGAACACAUGGAGCAGACUAGAGGAAAUUGCUUCUUUCAGGUGUACCCUUUGGACAGCAGAAUACGAUUAUAAUAGACAUCAGGCUGUAAUCGGUACAAAUAUGGGAGGUGCUUCAGUGAAUCUGGAAACUGGGAUUACAUCAUGGUUUUUACAUUGUAAAAGUGAUGUUUUUGCACAACAAAUUGUUAAUUCGGGAAAUGUGAUUUUAUGUGGGCUCAGAAAUGGGGCAAUUGUCACUGUAGAUUUUCGUGAGAAAAGAGAAAGGCUUUCUGGUAGACUUAUUACCCAUCGGAUACCUUAUACAUCUUCAGAUAAGAAAGUUGGAGGUUCUAAUAAAGAAUGGUUCAAGCUCAAAGGAGACAUAAAUCCUUCUCAUACGAUUAGGAUGCCUUCAUCAAUAUCCUCUUUGGUGUCACUUCAGGAUGAGCAAUACUUCUUGGCAAGCUCAAUGGAUGGAUCGAUGAGGCUUUAUGAUCAUCGUCUACUCCAGAGGGGUGCUGUUCAAUAUUACGAAGGGCAUGUGAAUUCUCAUACUCGUAUACAGAUGGGUGUUGAUCCAACUGAGAGAUUUGUUAUGUCAGGUGGAGAGGAUUGCAAACUACGGUUAUGGAGUAUCAAGUCUGGUGAACUUCUUUUUGAGGACAAGUUCUCUGAUUCAGUUCUCUCCGCUGUGUGCUAUAAAACAUGUAGAAAUAGUUUCAUAGCAGAAGAGGAAACCCAAUACAAGCAUGACUCUUCUAUCGGUGCUUGGCUUGGAUCACACGAAGGACUGUUUUAUAUGAACUGGUUAUGACUGUGAAGGAUCCUGCUGUAUCUAUAGAACGUGAACCUGCUGCUGAUCUAUCUUAUGCUCACGUGACCAAGUCUGAAUAUCCUCAAAAGCACGUUUCUGAUGAAAUAGAUGGACACAAUACCUGAUAUAAACUUUGUGGGGUUAUUAGUUUCCUUUGCUAACGCCCUAUGGAAAUGGAAAUGGUAAAAGGGUCUUUCUGGGCUAUCAGGUAAUAAGAUAGCUUGUAGAUACUAGAUAGAUGCUCACAUAGUAAAUUUCCGUGUUAAAGGCUUUUUUCAUUACUUUGUAGAAUUAGCGCUGUUUAGUGUUUACACACACAAGCAAAGGUAAGAGCAAACAAGAAAAAGAAAAGCAUGGUUCUGACUAUGGCUUUUUUGUUCCAAAGUUUUCUAUGUUGACGUUGUGUCUCUGCUUUGAGGAUCAUCAUAUGCUGGUCAGCCAUGGUUGUACUUUUGCAGGGGUUAUUAAGAAAGAAGUUUUCAAUUCU
This is a messenger RNA of Cajanus cajan (pigeon pea), 2217 nucleotides long. RefSeq names its product Transducin/WD40 repeat-like superfamily protein. Gene Ontology annotation, molecular function: protein binding. The record is from RefSeq and is a predicted model, not a curated record. NCBI's taxonomy places the organism in Eukaryota, Viridiplantae, Streptophyta, Magnoliopsida, Fabales, Fabaceae.